Geodia barretti is the source of this 1727-nucleotide messenger RNA. The record is from the annotation of a GenBank genome assembly. Lineage: Eukaryota; Metazoa; Porifera; Demospongiae; Tetractinellida; Geodiidae.
UCUCUUCCAUUAGUGGGAGUAUUCAAAUGUUGGAAAAAGGUAGUAAGAUGUUCAAAGUGAUUUGUAAAUCAACUGGUGGUAGACCAGUGACAAUGUCUAUCACUGGACCAUCUGGUGUUGUGGAGAACAUGACUAACAUUGUUGAAGUCAGUGACAUUAAGGGAGUGGGUAAUGACAGUUUUUCAGCUGAAGCUAACUGGAAAAAGGAACUCAUGGAGAUAUGUAUGUGUGUUUUGCAUCCAAUGGAGUGUUUAAUGCUUCAGAUGUUGUUUCAUUGAAAGUUGCUGGGUGUCCAGAUCUACUGUUAGUGGUACAGACAUCAGCUACGUCAGUGAUAGUGGAGUGGAGUCAGCCAUCAGGAGGAGCCACAGUGACUGGAUAUGUAGUACACUACAGUGAUGGAGUCAAUAACAUGACAGAGAGAGUACCUGCAUCCUUCACUAGUCACAGUAUCACAAACCUAACUAGAUGUUCUGACUACACAUUUUCAGUUGAAGCUGCUUCAGAGCACAUCUCUGGAUUAUCAAGAACAGUUGAACUUUCAGGUACAUCAGAACUAUCAGUGAAUGUCACAGCUGAAGCAGUGAGUUCAACAGUCAUCUCAGUCCAAUGGGACCACCUGAGAGCCUGCAGUCCAGUCAGUCAUCUGUCUGUUAAAUUCUCAGUGAAGUACACUGCAGUGUUCAGUGCUGUCUCUGAAGUUAUAAACCAAACUGGAGAAUUAAUUGUAACAUCAACUGAGGCAAUGCUGACUGGACUCACUCCAUACACCAACUACUCCAUUACAGUAGCUGUAGUGAAUGAGAUGGGAAACGUGGGACCAUACAGUUACCCCACCACUAAUAGAACUUUGGAAGAUGUUCCAGGUCCAGUAGGUGCAGUCACGGCAUCUCCCUCUCUGUCUCAAGUAACCCUGACAUGGGAGCCACCACUGAUGCCUAAUGGAAUAAUCAUAGCAUAUGAGGUUUCCUACAGACAAACAGCUUCCUCAGAGCCUGAGACUAGAGUGAACUCCUCUGCUCUGGCCACUAAUUUCACCACAGAGAGCAACCUUGAGGAGGCCACUGAAUUCAUCUUCUCUGUGAGAGCCUACACCAGAGUGGGACCUGGAAAUGCCUCCUCUCUUACUGUGGCUACACUAGCUGCUGAUUCAAUUCCGACUUUAAUCAAGACUGCUGCUAUAUUUGGUAUUGGAAGUGGUGCAGCAUUAAUUGGAAUCAUUACUUUUGGAAUUUCUAUUGCCUGCAUUGUGUUCAAAAGAUCACAUCGCAGAGCCAGGCCAAGAUUGUACACAGAGGAUAAUCCAGCCUAUGGUGUAACUCUGGGUGUGAGAUACAAACCAUCAAGAAAGACAGAUUCAUCACCUACCCAUACACAGGAGCCUGUGUAUGAUACAAUCCGUUAGUAACAUGAAUUCACCUGUAAUUUCGUUUAAGAGAGCAACUUUGUCUCUCUUUACAUAAUGUUAUAUGCAUAAAAUAGCUGUCUACAAACCUGAUACUCAAUGGUCAAUGGUACGCAAUUGUCCCCCUACGGAGGAACUGGUCAUUAUCCACACAAAAAUAUCAAAGAGUACAUGUCUGGGAUAGGCAUGUGCUGCUUGUGUAUUUCUCAGAACAUGAAACACAUCUGUGAGCAUUUUCAAAACUCAAAACAAUAAUUCUUGCAAUUGACGAACCUAAUAGUUAUAUAUAGCUAGUUUUAUAAAUGGCACAGAGACUCAACUG